AUGAUAACAGUGAUUAUUAUAGUCCUAACUUUAAUUGCGAUCUAUUUGUACAAUACAAGAAAUUUUAAUUACUGGAAAAAACGUGGAAUAAAGUAUCAGAAACCUGUUCCAUUUUUUGGGACUAAUACAGAAAAUUUCUUAUUGCGGAAGAGUUAUACAGAGACGUUAACAAACUGGUACAAAUGUUAUCCUAAUGAAAAAGUCGUUGGUUUUUUCCGUGCGUCUAUACCUGGUUUACUUAUUAGAGAUCCCGAACUGAUAAAAAGAGUACUUAUAACGGAUUUCGCACAUUUUUACGAGCGUGGACUUCAUCCAGACAAAGAUGGUAUUGAACCACUAUUGCAAAAUUUGUUUUUCGCCGAAGGUGAUUUAUGGCGACUACUGAGGCAGCGCAUGACGCCAGCUUUCACCAGUGGUAAACUAAAAGCCAUGUUCCCAUUGAUAGUUGAAAGAGCUAAACACUUACAAGCCAGAGCAUUAGCGGCAUCUUGGGAAGGAAGUGCCAUAGACGCCAGAGAUCUGAUGGCGCGAUAUACAACAGACUUUAUAGGAGCUUGUGGCUUUGGCCUUAACGCUGGAUCUUUGAAUGAAGAAAAUUCGGCAUUCCGUAAGCUGGGUCAAGAAAUCUUUGAAUUUAACUUCAAAAUGGCAUUAACGACUAUUCUGAAAGACUUGGUACCGACUUUAACCAGAAGUUUGAAGUACAUGGAUAGGGUCGAAAAUCAAGUCUUUUCAUUGGUAAAACAAAUUUUAGAAGAAAGGAACUAUAAAAUUUCUAACAGAAAUGACUUUAUUGAUUUAAUGAUAGACUGCAAAAAUAAGGGAUCUAUUGAAGUUGAAUCCCUUCAAAAAGUAAAACCUGAUGGAAAACCUGAACUAGCACGGCUAGAACUAACGGAUAAAUUAAUAGCAGCACAGGUGUUUGUCUUCUUUGCCGCUGGAUUCGAAACAUCUUCAUCGGCAACAAGUUACACUCUUCAUCAACUUGCACACAACCCUGAAGUCCAGAAAAAAGUGCAAAAGGAAAUUGAUGACGUAUUGAGUAAAUAUGACAAUAAACUUAGUUACGAAGCUAUUAAAAACAUGAGUUAUUUAGAAUGGACAUUCAAAGAAGGUAUGCGACUAUUUCCUUCCUUGGGAUACUUGGCCAGAAAAUGUACAAAGAAAUAUACCUUUACUGAUUUGAAUUUCACGAUUGACGAGGGUGUUUUUAUCAUAAUACCAGUGCAAGGUAUUAAUACUGAUCCACAAUACUUCGACGAGCCCCUCAAAUUCCGUCCAGAAAGAUUUAGUCCUAGGAACAUAAGUGAAACCAAUAAAUAUGUUUAUUUGCCAUUUGGUGAUGGCCCUCGUGCAUGCAUAGGUGCGCGGCUGGGCCUCAUGCAGUCCUUAGCAGGGUUGGCGGCUAUUCUCUCCAAAUUUACCGUGGAGCCUGCCCCUGAAACGAAGAAACAUCUUACUGUGGAACCAAAAUUUGAUAUUGUCCAAAACAUAGAAGGUGGACUGCCUUUGCGCUUUAUCGAAAGAUAG
Molecule: messenger RNA, 1530 nt
Organism: Chilo suppressalis (striped riceborer)
Lineage: Eukaryota; Metazoa; Arthropoda; Insecta; Lepidoptera; Crambidae
Source: the annotation of a GenBank genome assembly